AUGGGGCCUCAAACAUUACAGAUGAGGAAACCGACUACACACCACAGAAAUGAGGAAACCGACUACACAUCACAGAAGUCUGAAAGACCAAAAGAUGUCACACUAACACAUGGGGCCACAAACAUUACAGAUGAGGAAACCGACUACACACCACAGAAGUCAGAACGACCAAAAGAUGUCACACUAACACAUGGGGCCACAAAGUUUACAGACGAGGGAACCGUCUACACAUCACAGAAGUCUGAAAGACCAAAAGAUGUCACACUAACACAUGGGGCCACAUACAUUAGAGAUGAGAAAACCGACUACACAUCACAGAAGUCUGAAAGACCAAAAGAUGUCACACUAACACAUGGGGCCACAAACAUUACCGAUGAGGAAACCGACUACACACCACAGACGUCUGAACGUCCAAAAGAUGUCACACUAAUACAUGGGGCCACAAAUAUUACAGAUGAGGAUACCGACUACACAUCCCAGAAGUCUGAAAGACCAAAAGAUGUCACACUAACACAUGGGGCCACAAACAUUACAGAUGAGGAAACCGAGUACACACCACAGAAGUCUGAAGGACCAAAAGAUGUCACACUAACACAUGGGGCCACAAACAUUACAGAUGAGGAAACUGACUACACAUCACAGAAGUCUGAAAGACCAAAAGAUGUCACACUAACACAUGGGGCCACAAACAUUACAGAUGAGGAAACCGACUACACACCACAGAAGUCUGAAAGGCCAAAAGAUGUCACACUAACACAUGGGGCCACAAACAUUACAGAUGAGGAAACCGAAUACACAUCACAGAAGUCUGAAAGACCAAGAGAUGUCACACUAACACAUCGGGCCACAAACAUUACAGAUGAGGAAACCGACUACACACCACAGAAGUCUGAAAGACCAAAAGAUGUCACACUAACACAUGGGGCCACAAACAUUACAGAUGAGGAAACCGACUACACAUCACAAGAUGAGGAAACCGACUACACAUCACAGAAGUCUGAAAGACCAAAAGAUGUCACACUAACACAUGGGGCCACAAACAUUACUGAUAAGGAAACUGACUACACAUCACAGAAGUCUGAAAGGCCAAAAGAUGUCACACUAACACAUGGGGCCACAAACAUUAGAGAUGAGGAAACCGACUACACAUCACAGAUGUCUGAAAGACCAAAAGAUGUCACACUAACACAUGGGGCCACAAACAUUGCAGAUGAGGAAACCGACUACACAUCACAGAAGUCUGAUAGACCAAAAGAUGUCACACUAACACAUGGGGCCACAAACAUUACAGAUGAGGAAACCGACUACACACCACAGAAGUCUGAAAGACCAAAGGAUGUUACACUAACACAUGGGGCCACAAACAUUACAGAUGAGGAAACCGACUACACAUCACAGAAGUCUGAAAGGCCAAAAGAUGUCACACUAACACAUGGGGCCACAAACAUUACGGAUGAGGAAACCGACUAUACAUCAGAGAAGUCUGAAAGACCAAAAGAUAAGUCUGAAAGACCUAAAGAUGUCACACUAACACAUGGGGCCACAAACAUUACUGAUGAGGAAACCGACUACACACCACAGAAGUCUGAAAGACCAAAAGAUGUCACACUAACACAUGGGGCUACAAACAUUAGACUUGAGGAAUCCGACUACACAUCACAGAAGUCUGAAAGACCAAAUGAUGUCACACUAGCACAUGGGGCCACAAACAUUACAGAUGAGGAAACCGACUACACAUCACAGAAGUCUGAAAGGCCAAAAGAUGUCACACUAACUCAUGGGGCCACAAAAAUUACAGAUGAGGAAACCGACUACACAUCACAGAAGUCUGAAAGACCAAAAGAUGUCACACUAACACAUGGGGCCACAAACAUUACAGAUGAGGAAACCGACUACACACCACAGAAUUUUGAAAGGCCAAAAAUACUUGAGGAAACCGACUACACAUCUCAGAAGUCUGAAAGACCAAAAGAUGUCACACUAACACAUGGGGCUACAAACAUUAGACUUGAGGAAACCGACUACACAUCACAGAAGUCUGAAAGACCAAAAGAUGUCACACUAACACAUGGGGCCACAAACAUUACAGAUGAGGAAACCGACUACACACCACAGAAGUCUGAAAGACCAGAAGAUGUCACACUAACACAUGGGGCUACAAACAUUAGACUUGAGGAAACCGACUACACAUCACAGAAGUCUGAAAGACCUAAAGAUGUCACACUAACACAUGGGGCCACAAACAUUACAGAUGAGGAAACCGACUACACACCACAGAAGCCUGAAAGACCAAAAGAUGUCACACUAACACAUGGGGCUACAAACAUUAGACUUGUGGAAACCGACUACACAUCACAGAAGUCUGAAAGUCCAAAAGAUGUCACACUAACACAUGGGGCCACAAACAUUUCUGAUGAGGUAACCGACUACACAUCACAGAAGUCUGAAAGGAAAAAAAAAGUCACACUAACACAUGGGGCCUCAAACAUUACAGAUGAGGAAACCGACUACACACCACAGAAGUCUGAAAGGCCAAAAGAUGUCACACCAACACAUGGGGCCACAAACAUUACAGAUGAGGAAACCGACUACACAUCACAGAAGUCUGAAAGACCAAAAGAUGUCACACUAACACAUGGGGCCACAAACAUUUCUGAUGAGGUAACCGACUACACAUCACAGAAGACUGAAAGGAAAAAAAAAGUCACACUAACACAUGGGGCUACAAACAUUACAGAUGAGGAAACCGACUACACACCACAGAAGUCUGAACGACCAAAAGAUGUCACACCAACACAUGGGGCCACAAACAUUACAGAUGAGGAAACCGACUACACAUCACAGAAGUCUGAAAGAUCAAAAGAUGUCACACUAACACAUGGGGCCUCAAACAUUACAGAUGAGGAAACCGACUACACACCACAGAAGUCUGAAAGGCCAAAAGAUGUCACACCAACACAUGGGGCCACAAACAUUACAGAUGAGGAAACCGACUACACAUCACAGAAGUCUGAAAGUCCAAAAGAUGUCACACUAACACAUGGGGCCACAAACAUUUCUGAUGAGAAGUCUGAACGACCAAAGGAUGUCACACCAACACAUGGGGCCACAAACAUUACAGAUGAGGAAACCGACUACACAUCACAGAAGUCUGAAAGACCAAAAGAUGUCACACUAACACAUGGGGCCACAAACAUUACAGAUGAGGAAACCGACUACACACCACAGAAACUUGAGGAAACCGACUACACAUCACAGAAGUCUGAAAGACCAAAAGAUGUCACACUAACACAUGGGGCCACAAACAUUACAGAUGCGGAAACCGACUACACACCACAGAAGUCUGAAAGACCAAAAGAUGUCACACUAACACAUGGGGCUACAAACAUUAGACUUGAGGAAACCGACUACACAUCACAGAAGUCUGAAAGACCUAAAGAUGUCACACUAACACAUGGGGCCACAAACAUUACAGAUGAGGAAACCGACUACACACCACAGAAGUCUGAAAGACCAAAAGAUGUCACACUAACACAUGGGGCUACAAACGUUAGACUUGAGGAAACCGACUACACAUCACAGAAGUCUGAAAGACCAAAAGAUGUCACACUAACACAUGGGGCGACAAACAUUACAGAUGAGAAGUCUGAAAGACCAAAAGAUGUCACACUAACACAUGGGGCCACAAACAUUACAGAUGAGGAAACCGACUACACACCACAGAAGUCUGAACGACCAAAAGAUGUCACACCAACACAUGGGGCCACAAACAUCACAGAUGAGGAAACCGACUACACAUCACAGAAGUCUGAAAGACCAAAAGAUGUCACACUAACACAUGGGGCCACAAACAUUACAGAUGAGGAAACCGACUACACACCACAGAAGUCUGAAAGGCCAAAAAUGUCACACUAA
Molecule: messenger RNA, 3915 nt
Organism: Schistocerca piceifrons (Central American locust)
Lineage: Eukaryota; Metazoa; Arthropoda; Insecta; Orthoptera; Acrididae
Exons: 8
Coding region: 1-3915 (1304 amino acids)
Source: RefSeq, a predicted model, not a curated record